Mytilus trossulus (common blue mussel) is the source of this 3604-nucleotide messenger RNA. RefSeq lists its product as uncharacterized. The transcript is spliced from 4 exons. NCBI's taxonomy places the organism in Eukaryota, Metazoa, Mollusca, Bivalvia, Mytilida, Mytilidae. The record is from RefSeq and is a predicted model, not a curated record. The coding region runs from base 129 to 3332 and encodes 1067 amino acids.
GAAGAAACGUUGUCAAAGUGACGGCACCUCCUUUUCCCCACUACACAGUUCCAUCUAUCGCAGUAAGGAGUGAUUAUAAAAGAAGCAAACAUAUAUUGAAUUAUGUCAAUCAGUGUAUUCGAAAAGUUAUGGAUGAAAGAAUGAAAAACGAUAGCGAAACUGGCGAAAAGAUGGCACCUACAAAACAGGCUGUUCACAAAAAGACGACAGAAAGAAUCGGAUCAAGAAGACAGGUAUUCGACAUAGAGUAUGAUACAGUGGAAAACGUAGACAGGACAGGGAAUGAAUUGCUUGCCAACUGGAGGUGCUUAGUUCAAGAAAAAGGGGAAGAAAUCCAAACAACCUACAACAAACUACAAAACAUGCAAUCAAGCAAACUGACCGGGAAUAAGCUCAGGCAAGAAAUAGAGAAAUGGAUUGAUUUUAAAAAGGCGGACGGACAUGUUAUGAAGCGAUGCAUGCACAAUCUACAAAUUUCCAUGAAAGAUAGGCUUCAUUACUUAAGGAAACAGAAACAGUUUCUUCUUGAUAAACAGCAAACCCUAAAAAAUGUUUACAAAUCAAUUGAACAGAGCAACCGCUCAAGAAUUCCAAAUCCUUUCCACAAAUUCAUUUUUGAUAUCAAACGUGAACAUUACCAACUAUUCAACGAGGAACUUCUGAUUUCAUCAAAUGGCAGCACAAACAAGUAUAAAAGACAAAUGAUCGAAGCCAACACUGUCAUUAUUGGUGACACCAGGUUAUAUUUUGGGAAAACUGGUAGAACACACGUGAUGACACCAAUUCAUGAAAAUAUACUAGAAUCCGACAAGUGCAUUACAGGGGAGUGUGUUGACUCUUGCUGCUCAUGCCGUAGAUCCGAAUCAGAACUUAGUUUUCUGAAUCAUGAGAAGACACAGAUAAACGAGCUCCAGAAGCAUGCUAAGAAAUCGAAAAUUCCUGUUCCAGUCAAACUGCCACAAUUGCUAGCUAACAAGAAAAUGAAAUACGAGGAAAAGUCACCCUCUACUCCAGUAAAACUACCACUACUACUUCCUAAGAGGAAGAUGAAAUACGUAGAAGAUUCGUACUCAGAGACUCUAAAACGUCAACCAUUGUUACCAAACAAGAAGAUACUAUACUCGAUAGAACUUUCUGACACUACCCUUAAGCUACCACCUGUAUUUCCUGACACAGAGAAAACAUGCAUGCAAGAACACCUCUUCACUAAUCGUCCUGGUACUCCAAACCUGCUUCCACCAUUACAGAACUUUCCACUAAACAUCAAAAAGACAUUAAUUGUUAAGAAGAUCUGGGAUGAAAAAAAAUAUAAAAGUACAGAAAGGCCAACAGAAUCAUUCUCUAAACCAGUACCACAGCGACCAGCUGAGACAACAGCUUUCAAUGAAAUUUCAGAUAUAAGCACAGAUUUAGGUUAUAAAAGACCAAAAUGGAAAAAUAAGUAUAAAACUUUCAGGCUGCAAAAGAGAUCUCGUCAAAUUUACUACAAGCAUGUAGGAAUGCAAAUAGACAGAGAAAAACCAGACAGAUAUCCAGAACCAGAUAAAAAUCAUACAUUGCCACAAAAUAUGAAAGAGACAUCAAUUGUAAAUAAGAUCAGAUAUGAAAUUAACGAGAAAAGUAAAGUUAUUCCAAAGCAAUCAACGUCUAUAGCAGCUGUUCAGAAAACUGCUGAGACAACAGCAAACGAUGGAACUUUAGAUAUGAACUCAGAACUAGCUUUGAAAAGGGUUAAAUGGGAAAAUAAGUUUCCAACUUUUAAGCUGCAAAAGGCAUCUGGUAAAGAUUGCCACAUCUCUGAGAGAAAAAAACGAUUUUCCAUGCUGCAAAAGUCAUCUGGUAAAAAUUGCUAUAUACUGAAAAGCAUAAGUGAUAAAGGAAGCAACAUCGUUACUGAAAACUAUUGUACAACAAGAACACAAAAAAGGAAUGUCAAAAAUCAAAAAGAAAUAGAAAAACCGGACAGCUACCCAACACCAGAUCAGAUUCAUACUUGGCCACAAAAUUUAAAAAAGAUAUUAAUUGUAAAAAAGAUGAGGAAUGAAAAGAGAGAUUACAGUGAAGUUGUGAGAUCAAUGCCUUUAUCAGCACAAGAACAGACUGAUAAAACAAUAGCAUCAAUUGAAAUGUAUAAAUCAGCACCAGAAGAGGCCGAUGGGACAACGGCGUUCGCUAAAAUAUCUAAAUCAACACAACAGCAAGCCGAUAGGACAAUAACUUCCAAUAAAAUGUCUAAAUCAACACAACAGCAAGCCGACAGGACAACAACUUCCAAUAAAAUGUCUAAAUCAACACAACAGCAGGCUGAUGAGACAACAGCUUCAAAUAAAAUGUUCCAACCAGCAACAGAUCAGACUGAUGAGACAACAGCUUCAAAUAAAAUGUCUAAAUCAAGACAACAGCAGGCAGAUGAUACAAAAAGUUCAAACAAAAUGUCUAAAUCAGCUCCACAGCAGGCCGACAAGACAACAGCUUCCAAAAAAAUAUCUAAAUCAACACAACAGCAGGCUGAUGAGACAACAUCUUCAAAUAAAAUAUCAAAAUCAACACAACAGCAGGCAGAUGAUACAAAAAGUUCAAACAAAAUGUCUAAAUCAGCUCUACAGCAGGCCAAUAAGAUAACAGCUUCAAAUAAAAUAUGUAAAUCAACUCCACAGCAGGCUGAUAAGAUAACAAAUUCGAUUGUAAUUUUCAAUACCCCACGAAAACAAAAUAGGAAUGUCGGAAAACAAGCAAAAGGAGAAAAAACGGAGAGCUUCUUAAAACCAGACCAAACUCAUACUUCGCUGGAUAUUGAAGUGGAUGAUAAAUGUCCCACGAAAGACAUCUUUCACAAGCUGGAGGAUAACGAACUGAUAGGAUUUUAUCAGGUGCAAGAAAAAGAUCUGUUUCCUGUCAUAGAAAAUAUGAGUGACAGCAAAGUGAUGGAAUUGUUCAAGAAAUUACACGACCAGCAUAUUGCUGUCAUUCAAAGUAUAAGUAAUACAGCAGAUGACACUCAGAGCUCGAACUCAGGCAGUACACUAGAUGAUUUUCACGAUACAGAAGAAAAUGAUGGAACAUUGAAAACAUCAAUGAAAACAUUUGUUAAAAAACUUAUCCCAGAUUGCAUAACGAACGGUGACCACUGUCAACCAACAGAAACUCUUUCUUCAAAUUGGCAAAUUAUAAAAAUCCGCUCUGGAACGAAUAUAAAGACACAAUAUAUUCCUAUGCCACUCACACAAUUUAUUCCAAUGCCACCCAAUUCACCAAAACCAAAAACAUCAAACGCCAGACGUAAACAAUAUGGCCGAAAAAAGGAUAAAAAUAACAAUUCUUCAGAAUCUUAAAAAGCAAUAAGAUUCUGAUGGUUUGAUACAUUAACGAUUCAUAUUUUCAAAAGAAGAUAUUUGGUGGAUACCUCCAGUUGUAAAAGAUAUUACAGGAAACAUGUUGGAAAAUUAAAAAUUAAAUCUAAUUGUGUGAAACAUUCUCAAAAGACUAUCUAUAGUGCAUAUAUGUUAGCACAGUUUGAUAAACUCAGGUGACUCGCUGUAUAUGUACAAUGUUCCUUAUCUGUUUUUAGUAGCAAUGGUAAAAGGGUGCUACAACAUGGUUCAAU